AUGGACCGACGAGCACAAUCCUGGAUGCCAGCUCAAAAUUGUCAGAAAGACGAAUAUCCUCCAGCGGCCUUCUGGUGGGAUCGCGACGAGGACGACGUGCUCAUUCGACUGCUACCUGGACUACAGAACGGUGGCGCUGGUAACAGUCUGUUUGGUAAUCAGGCUUUCAUUUGUGGCUAUGACAACAAGAACGGUCUCUCGCCCAGAUCGACGAGGAAUCUGAGGUCUGAUCGUGAGGUAGUCAAUGCAAACCGGAGGACCGUCAUCGAGACCAUGGACCUCACGAUCACCUUGAGCACCCUGGAACUUGGCUUCCUUGGAACGGCGGCAUAUCCAGACUAUGGAAUAGUUCAAAACCCAUGCUGGCCUUCGACAGUUGUGAAUGACCCGGGAUUUGCACUGCUGACAGGCGACCCAUGGUAUAUCCAUAACCCACAAUACGCCGGCUCGACGCACCUCUACGAGGACGAUCCUCCAGUAGCUGCGACCCAAGGCAAGUACCGAGCUGGGUACCAAAAGCGCGAUGCAGACAUCAUCUCGCAGUACGGGCAUGCUGCCUCCAGCCAAGGAAUCCCUGCCAGCGCGAAGCCGUUUCGCCCUGAGAGUAUCCUACUUGAUGACGGCAACAGCACUCGUCGUGCGACCGAGGACGAUUUGGCAGAGCACUUCAAUCUCCGUAGGUGCACGACUCCAGACUGCCGUGAGGAGAUUGCGCAGCACGAUGUGGAAGCUGUACUCCUUGAUCCCAGUUUUGCCAUGCCAGGGGCCGGCGAUGCAACCAGCAGCUUCACCGCAACCGCAGAUGCCGGCGCACGGGAUACUGGAAGCAUUGUAACGGCAGUGGAAGAGACGAUUGCUGUCCCUACUCCAGCUGCAGUUGGCAAAGGUGCAGCACGUCUGACUCCUUCGCUUCCUGCGCCGACCAGGAAGUGA
This is a messenger RNA of Recurvomyces mirabilis, 933 nucleotides long. RefSeq lists its product as uncharacterized. Bases 1 to 933 code for a protein of 310 amino acids. The transcript has 4 exons. Lineage: Eukaryota; Fungi; Ascomycota; Dothideomycetes; Mycosphaerellales; Teratosphaeriaceae. The record is from RefSeq and is a predicted model, not a curated record.